AUGGCACUCAAGAGUGAGGUUGAGACCCUCCAGCAGCGAUUGCAAGAGCAUACCGAGUUCCUGGAGAGCAUUCGCAACGCGCCAGAAGACGAGGGUUUGAGCAUUGUUCGAAAGCAGCGAUCGACCGAGAACGCCGCUGCUGUACUGUCACCGUACCAGGGCCGGGCCGGUGGUUCAAGUCAGAUAUCCGAGCAUGCUUCGGCUCGAGCGGUCAUGCCAUCGACAGAGUCGGGCGUCGAGUUUGAGCUAGUGAUGUUCUAUCCAACAGCUUAUCCCAUCCUUAUACCACCGAGUCCAUCAUCGAUAGUAUCAGCAAGCCUUAUAGGAGGAUCUACUCAGACCACAUCUUCCAGCAGUACUCCACUGUCACCAUCUGAACCAUACGCGUACUGCGACCCUCAUCUAGAGUAUCUUACAGCCGAACGUUCGACCGAUUCGACCACGACUCUUGCAGCGCUCAAUUGCCUUUCUGUAGCCACCGGCUGGAAUGGUAGGAACGAGCUUGGGAACCACCAGCUGGUUACAGACGCCCGCACGUUGGCUACCAGAAUGCAUCUGCUCGAUGCCCCACCUACAGAUGCAGCGAUCGUACAGUUCCAACAUCUGAACGAAGACGAGAUACCAGAUCAGGCACAUGUAGCUUGGGGUAGCUAUGGCUGGCAAUCGUUCCGCGCCAGCUUCUUCGCGAAGCCGUCGAUUAAGUAUCUUCCCAACCUCCUCAUUGCUGGCGACGAUAUCGAUAUCUUCGCCACGCUCGACACGUUCGGCCCUGCCCAUUCACCACCGGACUCCGUUGGGCACACAUUUACUGCCAUGAGCAAGUUCGGAUCAUUGUACAAGAAGUCUUGGCUGUCUACAACAUGCAGGACGACGCACCUUUGGUCGAAAGGGUAA
Macroventuria anomochaeta is the source of this 894-nucleotide messenger RNA. RefSeq lists its product as uncharacterized. The transcript has 3 exons. The record is from RefSeq and is a predicted model, not a curated record. NCBI's taxonomy places the organism in Eukaryota, Fungi, Ascomycota, Dothideomycetes, Pleosporales, Didymellaceae. Bases 1 to 894 code for a protein of 297 amino acids.